This is a messenger RNA of Penicillium hordei, 1155 nucleotides long. RefSeq lists its product as uncharacterized. Bases 1 to 1155 code for a protein of 384 amino acids. Lineage: Eukaryota; Fungi; Ascomycota; Eurotiomycetes; Eurotiales; Aspergillaceae. The transcript has 2 exons. The record is from RefSeq and is a predicted model, not a curated record.
AUGAGUCUCUCAUCCCGUGCACUGUUAGCUCUAGCAGCGCUUUCUUCUCUAUCUCUUGCUAAGGAAGUCGGUUAUUUUGAGUCGUCCUCCUGCGCCGAUCCCAAAGGGUUCGCAACCUGCUACGAGAAUGUAGAUACCAACUACUCAAACUGCGUAAACAACAAUUGCGCAGGGGGAGGUGAAGCCUGCUCCAAAUCAUGCGGUGGAAGCACGUCCUGCAUGAACCAGAAAUGUCCUGGCCUGGGAAUCGACUGCGUCAAGGCCUGUGAAUGUGAAAGGUCCGCUCUCCAGAUCGAUUGCGCAGGCCAGAGUUGUUGGAACCGGGUCUACUCUUGCGAGUACCAAAAUACAGUCUUGGACUUCCUCUCCGUCUGUAUCAGCCCCAACCGGGAUGGGUUACCGUAUUGGCUGACUCCGGAUGAUGCCCCUGAUUCCUGUUCCUGCAACAUGGGAAAAAUGGAGAAAAAAGAAUAUCUGAUCUCCAAUCAAAUAACCGCGUGCUCGAAUAACCGUACAAAUAUCGAGGGCAUGACCGAUACCGAUGCGAUGAUUGAGUACGGACAUGCGUGCCUAUGCUGUGGAUACAGUGCUAUUAUCUCUGCGUAUGAUUCUAUCCUGGAGCUUAACGAAGUUAGUCUUCUGUUGUUAAUGAUGUUAUCUAGUAUCUGGGACACCUGCCCCGACAUCAAACCCUCCUUACUAGGUGCAGAAGACUGGUUUGCUGGAGCUCUCACCCCCGGCCAUUGGGAAGAGUGCGGGCCAUACCUUGAGAAGUACGAUUGCGGCGGCGAUUUAGGCUAUGCUCGUGCCGAUGCCGGUGGUAACACCAAAUUCUACCAUCCUAGCAGCAUGCCGAGCAAUGGCACGAAAACAAUGUCUAAUGUGGGUGGUGUUGUCUCCACCCCUGUGAGUGGUGAUACUUUCACAUGGACAUUUGGGACAGCAUUGGAGCACGUUGUCACUGUGUCUUCGGCAGACGCUACUGUCACUGGCACAAAGACUACUGGUGGGAGCGGUAGGAGCGAUGUUACUGCAACGAGUAGCACGACUGGUACGGCAGAGAGUGACGCAAAGCCUGGGAUAGGUUCUUCUUUGACCGUUCCCUCUUGGACCAUCGCUGGAAGUGUUGGUGUCUUGAUACUAUCGACUUUGUGA